AUGCUGGCCGCUUUGGCAAUGGUUCUGGGGGCCAACUAUGUCGUAGAACAGCCCAGUUCAUCGACUCUUGUUUUUUGGCCACAUAUUCAAUAUUUGUGCAGUCUACACACCACACUUUUCAAGCGUUUUUGGAUGUCAACAUUUAACCAUUGGACCGCAAAGCCGUCAUACCUAUUUGGAUCUGCGCCAUGGCUGGAUCAAAUCGAAUCCAAGAGAGUUUGCAAAGUUGGAUCUGGACAGGGAAUGGUAAAGAAAGCCAUAUCAAAGUCUGGACGAAAAACAGUGGCUGGUGGCCCAUCAAUGCGAUCAUCGGCUGCAUACCCGGAAGCAUUCACUGAGUUCGUUAUGGCCAAGCAUUAUGUCAACCCUGAUCCACCUUCGAUCCAGCUGCCAGAGGACUUGACCGAUCUCCAACCGCCUCAGCCGCUGUUUCAGUGGGAACACGCUGACUUAGAACCUCUGCGAGCUUUUCUACUUCAAGCAGUGAAGGAGGGCAAGUUCAACCCUCAACCGAACCUGCCACUUUAG
Molecule: messenger RNA, 528 nt
Organism: Durusdinium trenchii
Lineage: Eukaryota; Dinophyceae; Suessiales; Symbiodiniaceae
Source: the annotation of a GenBank genome assembly